AUGGAUGUUAAGGACAAGGCCAGCUUCACCUCCCUUUAUACUGUGGGAAAGUUGCUGGGAGAAGGAGGGUGUGGUUCCGUAUACGCAGGGACCCGCAAAGCUGAUGGGAAACAGGUGGCCAUCAAAUACGUGACUUCAAGCUUUUCGAAGAGACAUCUGACAAUUCCUGGAGAGUCCCAGUCCCUCCCCCUGGAGGUGGCCCUGAUGGAGCUGGUGUGCCGCCCUCCUGCCUGCUCCCAUGUUAUCCAGCUGCUGGACUGGUUUGAGGAGCCAGAGUAUGUGAUUCUGGUUCUGGAGCUGCCAUCCCCCUGCCUGGACGUGUCCACGUUCACCAAGCAGCUGGGGGGCUACAUGGAGGAGAGCCUGGCCCAGGUCAUCAUGCAGCAGGUGGUGCAGGCGGCAUUGCACUGCCGUGAGAGGGGUGUCCUGCACAGGGACAUUAAGUCAAAGAACCUCCUCAUCCAGACCGAUGAUUUCCACGUGAAACUCAUCGAUUUUGGAUGUGGAGAUCUCCUUAAAGAAGACCCCUACAGGCAGUUUGCAGGAACGAGGCCGUUCCGCCCUCCUGAGUGGGUGAGGGAUGGGGAGUACCACGGGCGCCCUGCUACCAUCUGGUCCCUGGGGGUACUCCUGUACGUUCUGGUGUGUGGUGCUCACCCAUUCAGACGAGAGGAGGACAUCAUUGCUGCAGAUCUGCAAUUUAAACCAGGACUGUCCACAGAUUGCAGGAAUCUGAUCCGGUGGUGCCUGCAAAAGGAUCCCAGCAAACGGCCAGCCCUGGAGCAGAUACUCCAACACGAUUGGAUGAGGUCAUAG
Molecule: messenger RNA, 816 nt
Organism: Megalops cyprinoides (Indo-Pacific tarpon)
Lineage: Eukaryota; Metazoa; Chordata; Actinopteri; Elopiformes; Megalopidae
Product: serine/threonine-protein kinase pim-3-like
Exons: 6
Coding region: 1-816 (271 amino acids)
Biological process (GO): protein autophosphorylation; regulation of mitotic cell cycle; negative regulation of apoptotic process
Cellular component (GO): cytoplasm
Molecular function (GO): ATP binding; protein serine/threonine kinase activity
Source: RefSeq, a predicted model, not a curated record